UUCCGACGUUGCAGCCUAGGGGGUGUGUUAGAGAUAGGCUGCAAUUCGGUUGGCACAAUUUUGUGUGUUGACACUUUUUUGGUUUUAGGGAUACUCAUAUUUGUUAGGUUGGGUGUAGCUAUGUUUUCAUCCCCAACCUAUCCCAACCCAAUCCAUCCCAAAUCCCCACGAUUUGGGAGGAUUCCCUUGGGAUUCCCUCCGAUUCUCCCUUAUCCCUUCCCAUCCUCUCCGAUGCUCGGUACUUAAGGAUGCAAUGCGGCGGGCAGCAGGCAGUGUUGCCGUUGAAGCGGCUGAGGGCGAGGGAGAAACGGAGCAGUGUCGGGUGCUGCUGCUGGUGACGGCGAUAGGAGGCAACGGGCUGAACGUGGUGGAGGCGCAGCACGUGGUGUUUGUGGAGCCGGGGCUCAACGCCGCGGCUGAGGCGCAGGCAAUGAACCGCGUGCACCGCAUUGGGCAGACCCAACGCACCUAUGUGCACCGAUUCAUUGUGCAGGACACAGUGGAAGCAGCCAUCCACAGCCUGGCUCGCUCCAAGGCUGCUGCACCACCCCAUCUCUCUGCCGCACAUGGUGCCGUCAAGCCGCUGUCCUGCAAGGACCGCGACUCGCUCACCCUUGCUGAUGUCACCGCCCUCUUCCCUCAAGGCUGCCCCACUGCAGCAGACAGGGAGGCCGGAGAAAGUGCGAUGCCGGUGCCACCGGGUGCAGCACAGGGAACAGCAGUGGGGGUUGCAGGAAGGGCGGAACAUGAGAGGCUUCUAUUAGCGGCUGCUGCUGCAGCUGCAGCGGAAGCUCGGAUGCAGAAAGCUCCUGGGUGACAUGAAUGCAUGUGAAAGUUUUUUUU
Messenger RNA from Closterium sp. NIES-67, 843 nucleotides. The record is from the annotation of a GenBank genome assembly. Lineage: Eukaryota; Viridiplantae; Streptophyta; Zygnematophyceae; Desmidiales; Closteriaceae.